Amblyraja radiata (thorny skate) is the source of this 3706-nucleotide messenger RNA. It is a transcript of the gene mis12, whose product is annotated as MIS12 kinetochore complex component. Gene Ontology annotation, biological process: mitotic cell cycle; mitotic sister chromatid segregation; kinetochore assembly. Gene Ontology annotation, cellular component: nucleus; chromosome, centromeric region; MIS12/MIND type complex. The transcript is spliced from 2 exons. NCBI's taxonomy places the organism in Eukaryota, Metazoa, Chordata, Chondrichthyes, Rajiformes, Rajidae. The record is from RefSeq and is a predicted model, not a curated record. Bases 232 to 927 code for a protein of 231 amino acids.
GGCUGGAGGAGAAGGAUAAGGGCGUGGAGAGAGGAGUGAAGGCAGAGGGAGAAGAAAUUUGGCAUGGUGGAUAGGGAAGGAUUAGGGCAGAAGGAGAAGUCGGCGCGGAGAUUGGAGAGGGACGCGGCAGGGGGACGGAAAAGUUGGCAUGGAGGAUGGAGAGGGGUAAAGGCAGAGGUAGAAGCAAGUCAGCAUCAAGAAUGAAGAGGGUUUCAAGGAGAAGAGUUUGAAAUGGCAGACGGGUUGAUGAUGUACGAAACCCAGUUCUUUGGGUUUACUCCACAGACCUGCGUUCUUCGAGUUCACAUUGGAAUUCAGGAUUCUCUGCUUGACGUGAUGCUUGUUGUUGAACGAGUAAUCCAUAAGAAACUGAAGGAGCUACCAGACAACAGUGUCACACCAUCUCAGCUCCGUGCCUGUACAGAGAGCUUUCUCCAGUUGAUGAAAGAACGUUUGGACUUGAUCUUCGAAAGGGUUGAACAAGGAAUUCUGCAGCAUAUAUUUUAUAUUCCUGAAAAUAUUCUGCUUCCUGAAGACAGCGUUCAGGAACAGCACGUGUACACAGAGAAACAGUACCAGGAGCUGCAGGUGGAAAUUGCUCAGCUUCAACAGUGCUACAAAUGUGAAAUUAUGGCCAAGCAUGCCCUUCUGAAUGAGUUAGAAGAGCAAAAAAUGACUGAGAUUAAAUUAGAGCAGAGGGUUCACUGGUUGAACAGUUUAGACAAUACAUGGAAGAAUAAUGCAGUUAGCAGCAUUCCUGAGAGCCUGACCUUUGUUACAGAGUUGGCCCAAGAAAUCCCAGCUGUGCUUGCAAAAAUUGAAGAAAAAUACAAGGAUGAAAUAGAGCAGAAGCAAGCUCUGGGUGCACGAACAAAAGGUGAAGAAAGCAAUUGGAAGCAGCACAAAAUGAAAUUAGGUCAUGAGUAGGAAGUGCAGUGGAAUUUUUUUUUCCUCUUUGGAUCAUGUUACACUCUAGAAUGGAGGGCUGUGAAUGUCCUAACUGCAAAAUGCACAGCAAUUCUUACUCUUAUCCUCGGUGCAGAGCACAAAAAUUGCUUUAGACUGACAUUUUAUUUGCUGUUAUUCAAAGGGCAUGAGGAUGACUAGUGUAUGAGAUUCUCAAUGCUGAGCAGUAGUUUGAGUUCUUCAAAUUAAAUGUUAAUCGGUCUAUGUAGUCAAAACUCAUUAACGCUUGUUGUAUGUGGUUAAAGUCAUUUUUUUAAAGUGGAGUUUGCUGCGGUCAUAGCCUUAAUUCCAUUUAAAAUAUAUCUCAAAUAAAGCCAAAUUCAGGACAUGUUCUCAGGAAUAUGCAUUCGUAUUGGCUAUAAUUGAAUGGCAGCUUUAUGUUCAUAGUUAUAAACAAUUUCAGGAUCUAGGUGAUUAAGAAAGGGAAGUGGGUACUACUGUUGGUUAAAGAAACAAUCACAGUUGUGAGAAGAAAUAAAAUGUGAGAAGACAAAAAAUGAGCAUUGGUACUGUUGUAUUAUUGAUCUCCAUGCAGUUUGAAUACAGAAGUUGCAUGGCAUUUUUAAUGUGUAAAACCAUGUGCAAGUAAUAUAAUAGUGAACAUUUAUUUUGACUGGGAUAAAAGUCAGCACAGGAGGCGGAAAGAGUAAGAAUUCAUAAGUUGUAUUCAGGGAUAGUUUUUUAUUUCAAACAAUAUGUGGUUAGCCCAAAAAUAAUGAAUGGGAGGAAGCAAAUCAGGAUUUUAUUUCUGAGAAUGGUGUAAACGGUAUGAGUAGAAGAGUAUUUUGUAGUAGAAAUUCCCAAUGAAUGGAGUAAUGCUUUGCAAAAAGGAAGACUGCCAUGACCUUGGAGAGGUACUAUAGUUCCUUGGACCAACAUGCUGGUUGUUCAAUGUCCUUUCCUAAUGUCUAAUUGCACUUGUAACACCUCAGAUGGAAAGUGAUGCAGGCAGUGCCUAUAUGUAGUAUGAUCUGGACAACAUUUGGGCAUGUGUUGGAAGGUACAAAUUCUUGCACCACCAAAGUACAAUGGCUACAGUAUAUCAGCUACAAAAUGCACUGCCAUUGCUUGCCUAGGCUAUUCGGAUAAAGUAAGUGAUUAUAGGCGAAGAUAGAACUUCAAAGGGAUUUUUAAACUUAAUAGUUUAUAAUGUAUCUUACAUGGCCUGCAUUUACUGCCCAUCCCUAAUUUCCCUUGAGAAAGUAUACCACUACAACCCUGAUAGAGGUACUCUCAAAGUGCUAUUAGAGACAGAGUUUGUUUCCAAAUUAGGAUAACUAAUUUUCAUACCUUUGCCAGUAUUGAACAAUUGUAACCAUGUGGGAAGAUUACAUAAAUUAGAAAUGUAUUUUGUAAAAUGGAUGCUUGAGUGAAGACUAUCAAGGUAUAACAAAUUAUGAAAGCUCUAGAUGAGUCUUAUUUAUUCUCCAUCUGCAGGGGUCAGCAACCAUGAGCAUAGAUUUGGGUAGUUGACAGCAGAGACAUUUUUGAAAACCCGGUGGCUGAUGGAGGACACAUUGGAUGACUUUGAGAAAUUUUCAUCACAUUUUAAAAGUACCUGGAUAUUUUCUUGGACCACAGACCAGGUGCUUUUCAAUCAGCAGGGGGACAGGAUGGACCAAAGCUAUAAAUUUUCCCUGAGCUUGAACUACAUUAUUCCUGUCCAUGAGAGAAAAUAAUCAGCAAAACUUUAUGGUUAAGUUAAAGUAUGAAUGAAGAUCUCAAUCUAGGCAUGACUAUGUCUGGCAACUUCACAGAAUAAAAAAAUAAGGUGGCACAGCAGUGGAGUUGCUGCUUUACAGCAUCAGAGAACCAUGUUCAAUCCUGUAUCUAAACUUAGUAGUAGGCAGUGUUGGUGUUGGCCUUAUAGGUGGUUGUGCAGCUGGUAGACCAAACUGAUACCAUGUUUGUAAAACUUUACAUGCAAUUUUUUAAUAUUUAGUUGGAGGGAACUCUGCCUAUCCAUUUCUGAUGUUUAGACAGAUAAGGCAAGAAAGGUGAAAGAAAUGGCGAUAUUGAUGGACAAAAUGGAACUGAGCUGUAUUUUGGAAGGCACGAAGAACAGUUCGUUUGAGAAGAGGGAUUAAGGUUGACACAGCCCCACUUAAAAUAAAUUCAUCUUGGUCUUUAAAACGCAUAGAACUAGAAAGUAAACAGAAAUAGAGGUUUUAGACAUUAUUACUGCUUCAAGCAAGCUUUUAGUUGCAACAAAGUGGAAUAAGGAUAAUAUUUACAAAGUGUAUUUUAAUAGACAUUUCAGACUGAUACACAUGGACUUUUGAUUAUUCAUUCCACUGUCACAGACAAGUUAAGAGUUUGUAUUGGAAGUCCAAUGGUUUGGCUGGUUUCUGCCAAUUAUAAGAGAUCUUCAAAGAAUAAUACAAAUUCAAAAAAAUUGACACUUUUUUUUGAAAAACUUGGAAAAGUGAUUAUAUUGUAAUAAAUGAGCAUCUUGCUCAAUCACAGAAGUUUGGGCAAUCACAUGUAACAUGAAUCUGUUCACUAUCUCCUCACUUUGAACCUUGGCCUUGAAAUUAACUAACACACAUAAACAGAAUAAGUAUAUAUUUAAAAAAUCAUUGUUUCUCUUAUUUGAUAUCCAGGUGAAUGAAAAUGUUUGGGACCCAAUUUUCUUUGACUUUCAGAACAGCUGCAGCCAACAGGAUCAGAGUGCAUGCAGAUUGGCCUGAAAUCUGAUAAUCAAGUGAUCCAAGAGACUGCAGAUGCUGGAAUCUUAAUU